UCUACCAAUUCCUUAGAGCCAGCUUCCUCCUACCUUGCAAAGCCACCAUGGCUCAAGAACAAGCUGAGACCAAGUACAUGGGCAUCGAGCAAGAAAACGAGAGCCUUACAUCCUCGCUUCCUACACGAGAAGGCUGGUGGGAGCCGUUCUUCCUAUUACAAGGCUGCUGGCUCUCCACCAAAAUGACGAGGAGCGUCAUGGCCAUGAAACCCCAGUUCCACCCACGGCAUGACGACAUCAUCCUUGCCACGCAUCCCAAAUGCGGCACCACCUGGUUGAAGGCCCUUGCUUUCACCGUCAUCAACCGCUCGACUCACCCCGCCGUCGCCAGCUAUGAUCACCCGCUGCUCUCCCACAACCCUCAUGAUCUCGUCCCAUACCUAGAGAUUCCUUUCCGAGACCUCCACCCAGUCACAGAGCUAGAUGAGAUCCCAUCUCCAAGGCUCUUAUCCACACACCUUCCACUCACCUUAUUGCCCUCAAGCACAUCAACCCUUAGCCGGGUCGUGUAUCUGUGUCGGGAGCCCAAGGAUGUGCUUGUGUCCUUCUGGUACCACAUCAAGACGGUGCGCCCAGACAUCCUUAUAGAGUUUGAUAGGUCCUUUGAGUUGUUCUGUGAAGGUUUCUCAUUUUACGGGCCUGUGUGGGAGCACUAUCUUGGGUACUGGAAGCAAAGCAAGAUAGAGCCUGAAAAGGUUCUGUUCCUGAAGUACGAUGAGAUGGCCGCUGAACCAACCAAGCAUGUUAAGAUGCUCGCCGAGUUUCUUGGUGUUCCAUUCACCGAUGAGGAGGAGAGCCGCGGAGCUGUGGAGGAGGUGGUGAGACUCUGUAGCUUCCAGCACCUCAAGAGCCUACCGGUAAAUUCACAGGGAGUGACUGAACGCAUUGGUACGGAUAAUUCGUUACUUUUUAGGACCGGAAAGGUUGGAGAUUGGGCAAACCACAUGACAGUAGAGAUGGCACAGAAGCUGGAUUGCAUUACGGAAGAGAAACUGAGAGGAUCUGGACUUACCUUUUGAUGCGUGAGUAUAUUGUACUUUGAAUGGGAGUUCAGAUUUUUCAUGUUUGGUUGUGAACGUUUCUUAACUGUUGGAAUUAAGGGUUUUGUUGUACAAAGUCUUUUGUUUUUUAUAUCUCUUACUAAACAGCAGUUGGGUCUGCUGAGUAUAUAGACAUGUAAGACAAAAAUAAAUGUUUUGCAGUAUUUACGAGUUA
Messenger RNA from Setaria italica (foxtail millet), 1215 nucleotides. Its product is annotated as cytosolic sulfotransferase 5. The coding region runs from base 48 to 1019 and encodes 323 amino acids. Gene Ontology annotation, cellular component: cytoplasm. The record is from RefSeq and is a predicted model, not a curated record. Gene Ontology annotation, molecular function: sulfotransferase activity. Gene Ontology annotation, biological process: sulfation. The transcript has a single exon. Lineage: Eukaryota; Viridiplantae; Streptophyta; Magnoliopsida; Poales; Poaceae.